Messenger RNA from Tetrahymena thermophila SB210, 1218 nucleotides. RefSeq lists its product as hypothetical. The record is from RefSeq and is a predicted model, not a curated record. The transcript has a single exon. Lineage: Eukaryota; Ciliophora; Oligohymenophorea; Hymenostomatida; Tetrahymenidae.
AUGGGAUGCUCCCCAAGCAACAGCAGUUCUUCAAGUAAAGGUGAUAAGGAUAGCUCAAAUUGUUUAAUAGUUUAAAUUGUAGAUCCUCAAAAUUAGCAUGUAGUAGAAUUGAAAUAUCAUGGUGUAAAUAACAAGAAGGAAGAUUAUCUUAUGAAUAUAAUGAAUACGAUCUUCUUUGCAGAUGAGAAAAACUCUAAAAUAGACAUCUGCUUUAACUCACUUUACUGCAAAAAAGAUGAUCGUUAUCACUACUAUCUUUAUCGACUUCUUAAUGUUGAAAUAGAAAAUGUUAAGUAGCCUUAUUCAGGUAAAUUAUGGGUUCUAUAUAUAUAAAAUAAACCUAUGGAUUGGGAUUAGAUUGUAAAUACUAAUUAAAAAUUUGACUUUAGCAAAGGAGGUAAAAUAGUUUGGAAAUUUGAAAAGUAUACUUAAGCAACUGCAGAACAUUUAAGCGUUACUCAUGAGAUAAGUUAAUAAAAUAACCUUGAUUACUUAAAAAAUGUUGGAUAAUAUGAAACAAAAAUGUUAAAUGAUCAAAGUAGGUAGUAAACAGGAGGAGUUACUAAUCAGUAGAACUUAUAUACAGGUUAAGAUAAGUCAACUACGGAUAAUACUUAAAUUUCUUUAUAAAAGCGCACAUCUUAAGAGUAGGAAGAUGUUUAAAAAAAAAAGUAUGCCAAUGUAGGUUAUGGUUUAGAUGCUCCUUCCUCUAUUUUUAAUCCUGAACUUUAAGGUCAUCCGAAUACAAGGAAGCUGUUAGUUACUGAGAGCUCGAAUAUAUACCAAAACAAUAUAAAUUAUUUGAACACUGAAGAUGAUGUGCGUCAAAUAUAGCCUCCUUUGUAAACUGAAGUUGGUCCUAUAGAGAAUUCAGAUUAUCGUAAUGUUUUUGACACUUAAAAUAAUGAAGACUCUGCUAUAAACGAAAAAAAUUAAAUUUGGAGUUUUAAUGGAACAAAAAAAUCUUCAAAAGCAACGAAUGGGUUUUAAAAUCAACGAAAUAGCUCUGGAAACAAAGAGCAACUAUACAGGAUAACUUCAGAUAAAAAAAUAGAGCAAACAGUUAAGUAUCUCGAAGGAGACGAAAAUAUAAUAAGCGAAAAAGAGAGUGCUCGCGAUCAUUCAACUAAUGCAAACGAGUAAAAAAAUCUGCAUUGUGCUAAUACUCAUAGUUACAAAUUCUAAGAGCACUUCGAAAAUACAUAAAAAGUGAAAUGA